This is a messenger RNA of Podospora pseudocomata, 657 nucleotides long. RefSeq lists its product as uncharacterized. NCBI's taxonomy places the organism in Eukaryota, Fungi, Ascomycota, Sordariomycetes, Sordariales, Podosporaceae. The coding region runs from base 1 to 657 and encodes 218 amino acids. The transcript has a single exon. The record is from RefSeq and is a predicted model, not a curated record.
AUGACCUUGGGUGCACUGUGUUCCGCUAUCGCCCAUGGUAACGUGGCCCUUGUCACAUACCUGUUUGCUCAGUUGCGCAAGCGGGGAGAGGUGGACUGUGAUGGGGAAGUAAUCUCUUCCUACGGCCUCGAUAGAAGAGAUUAUGUCGCAUUCUCAGUUGCGUCGUUUCUGGGCCAGUGUGGCGACUACAACGCAGUGAUUACCAUUGCUGGUCUGAUAGAAAGCCAUCGUGCCGCCCACGGGGGGGAUUUACCACGCGGCCCAGACGAUUUUAUCCCCGACGUAUGGACCGCCUUGAUUCAAGGCAACUGGUUAGCCGCCUGCGCUUUAGUCGAUGCUUUGAGUGACCCCCUCGAGUAUUACGACGCAAGUGAGAUCCUGCAGAAGUUGCUUCACUACGAGAAUUGGACGGCACAAUAUUGGCAGUUCUGGCCCCAUUAUUUGGGUUCUGGUGAUGAAGGAGAAGAUUAUGUCCGGGAAUACUGGAGUACAGAGAGGCAGAGGUGGCUCUCGAAACCCCAAGAUGUUGGCUUUGUGGCACAUACGACGAACCGAGCUGUGGAUAAGCUCCUGGAAGUGUUUUCUGCGCGUCGAGCUCGUGUGACUCCUCAUCGCCGAUCGACCUUGCUCCCGAACGAUUUCCCCUCCACGAGCUAG